AACAAUAUUUUUUAAAAAAAAAGGGAAAGGAAAAGGGAAGGUGGAGAGACCACAAUAAUUGGGCAUCAAAUGCUGAUGGGGAUCCCCACUGUUGCUGAAUUCCAAGAUAUGGCCACCGUUCCUGAAUUCCAAGAUCUGUAUCCAUCACCAUCCCUUAUUAUUAUUCUAUUAAUGCACUGCAACAUUAAUUUAUGCUCCCUUUUUCUUACCACCGGAAAAACCCCCCUGUAAAACCUUCCUUCUUUUUUCUGGUUUCAUAAUUUCUGAUAUCGUAUGCUGUCUUCUCGUUCCAAUCAAUCCAUUUUAUUUUUAAAGAAAUGAUUUCACGAUGGGGUAAAGUGUGAUAGUUAUAAUUCAAUUGAUAUUAUUUAAAGUUCUCGAAUUUAAGUAUUAUCUUGAAUAAUAAAAGAAUAAAUAAAUAUAGUAUAACACGUACGUGUUGUUGUUGGAGUGGAAGGUGGUGAGGAGAGGGAGGAGGGAGGGAGGGGGGAGAAAAGGGAGAAGGCAAUAAAAUAGAAUAGAAGGCAAAGAACCAAUUAGGGCUUCGUCGGAAAAGUAAGCCCUCAAAAAGGGUUCCAUUUGCGAGAUUCUUCUUAUAUCUCGGGCUCAAUUUUCAAUUUCGUUUGGUUCUUCAACUGAAAACGUUAGUUGAAGCAGCUGUUUUGAUAGUGAAUUGCGAUUCGGGGGUGUUUUGAUUCUUGAUCGGCGCUCAAUUAGUUUGGACGUGACGAUGAAGGUUGUUUGAAGCCCAAAAAAGAAGAAGAAGAGGAAGAGGAAAUGGCUGCAAAGUCUAACACAGGGUUUCACCUAGAGGGGACCUUAGGUUCUGCUCUUAAUCGGCACGCAAUUUCUUUUCAAUCUGGCGCUAUAAACAGUGGCUGCACAACGGAUAUGAUUCCCAUGGGGAUGGGGUCGUACUUUGGGAUUAAUACUAGUACUACUAGUAGUAGCUUGAUGUUGCCUGGGAGUUUCGGCUUGAUUGGUAAUAAUAACAGUCCUGGUGGUAGUGGAAGUGGUGGAAUUGUUCAAGCUCAAGCUGGGAAUUCUUCUGCCUCUUCUUCGUUGCUUCUUGAUUCCGUUCCUGGCUUAAAGCAUGAUGCUGGCUUGGCUGUUGAGUGGUCCGUCGAGGAGCAGUACAAACUGGAGGAAGGCCUUCAAAAAUAUGCUGGUGAACCAAGUAUUCUGAGAUACAUAAAGAUUGCAGCCAUGCUCCGUGAUAAAACUGUUCGUGAUGUUGCGUUGAGGUGUAGAUGGAUGACGAGAAAGCGAAGGAAGGCAGAAGAUUAUAACAUGGGAAAGAAGAUCAACAGCAGGAAGGAUAAGCUGGUGGAAUCAUCCUCGAAGAUGAACAUGACUGCAGGUUUACUGCAGAAUGUGGCUUCAUAUCCUCUAAUGAUGCACCAUACAGACCAAAGUGAACUGCCCUUUGAAGGAAUUAGUGGGACGACCAGACUCUUGGACCAGAAUGCUCAAGCUUUUAGUCAGAUAUCAGCUAACCUUUCUACAUUAAUGUUGCAGGAUAACAUUGUCUUCUUUUGUUCCACAAGGAACAAUAUCACUGCCAUCCUGAACGAUAUGAGAGAGAUGCCUGGAAUAAUGAGCCGGAUGCCACCACUGCCUGUGUCCAUUGAUGAGGAUCUUGCAAAUAGUAUAUUGCCCAAUACAAUUCAGUCAAUGAUGUUUGGAUCGCCUUCUGGAAUACAACUGAAGCAGGAACCAAGGUGCUGAUGGAGAAUCCAUGAGAGGCUGAUUUGGAUUUUAUCUGGUCUGUGCAAGUACAGAAAUCUCACUACUGUAUAUGCUGAGCAGAUGGUAGGAGGCCAUUCUUCCUUUUGUGUACACACUCAUCACAAUUAUGGGUCCCACAGUGGAAAAAUUUGUAGAGAUCCCAUUUUUGGAACCUGAAAUGCUUACCUCACCAGAUGUCAAACUCAAGAACCUGAUAAUAAGAACACACCAGCUGUCCGUUGCUCCUUGGCGCCUGGGAGAGAAUUUCUAACCUGAUCACUGUUAUUUGUAUGAAUUUUGAGUUAAAAGUUUCUUGUGUACAAAUUCAUGAGAUAAGAGAGCCUUGGAGUGGAAUAUUUGGUGCUUAAAUUAUGACUAUUUUUUAGCACGUUAUGCUGCUGGGAUCCAUCAUGCACCCAAUUAGACCGAUAAAUGAUCCUUGAUCACGUUGCUCUUCUUUUUCUUUAACAAGAUUUGAAGUGGUUCUUCUCAA
Messenger RNA from Populus euphratica (Euphrates poplar), 2221 nucleotides. RefSeq lists its product as uncharacterized. Lineage: Eukaryota; Viridiplantae; Streptophyta; Magnoliopsida; Malpighiales; Salicaceae. The coding region runs from base 778 to 1728 and encodes 316 amino acids. The record is from RefSeq and is a predicted model, not a curated record. The transcript is spliced from 9 exons.